This is a messenger RNA of Chelonia mydas (Green sea turtle), 6217 nucleotides long. RefSeq names its product potassium channel subfamily K member 16. Gene Ontology annotation, molecular function: potassium ion leak channel activity. NCBI's taxonomy places the organism in Eukaryota, Metazoa, Chordata, Testudines, Cheloniidae. Gene Ontology annotation, biological process: potassium ion transmembrane transport; stabilization of membrane potential. The transcript has 5 exons. The coding region runs from base 205 to 1182 and encodes 325 amino acids. The record is from RefSeq and is a predicted model, not a curated record. Gene Ontology annotation, cellular component: membrane.
ACAUCAAGGGAGCUGGAGAUUUUCUCUCCCCCUAAAUGGUUUCAACAGCUUGCUUUCUGUGUCUGCGUGUGAUCCCCAGGGAAACCCUCGCGGCUGGGCGGGGCCCGGACUCCCGGGCUCUGAUCUACGAGGAGUUUACAUUAGAGAGUUAUGUGCAAAUAGAGACCAUUCCCCAUCCUCCCUCACAUUUGCCUGCAGAAUAUCAUGUGCAGUGGCACAAUCCACACCGGUUUGCUGGUGGUCAGCUACGCCACCUACCUACUCUUGGGUACGAUCGGAUUCUGGGCUCUGGAGAAGAAUGCCGAGAAAGAACAGAAAAUGGCAGUAAUCCAAAUGAAGGAGGCGUUCCUGCAGAACUUCACCCACCUCACUGUGGCAGAGGUCGAGCAGUUUGUGAAGAACCUGACUGACGCUGUGCAGAGAGGAAUAUAUCCUGUCGGAAACGAAUCACAGACUGAGGUCAGCAACUGGGAUUUGAGUAACUCCUUCUUCUUUGUGGGUGCAGUGGUAUCCACCAUAGGCUAUGGUACCCUGUGUCCUAAAACAUCUGCUGGCCAGAUCUUCUGUGUCUUUUUUGCUUCAUUUGGAAUCCCUUUUAAUAUCGUUUUCCUGCACCGGGUCAGUAAGAUGCUUUCUCUGCUGUGUGAAAGGCUUGGGAGAUGGCUGUAUGCGAAGGGAAUGAAAAAGAAGAAGAUCAAGUUUCUGACCCUUCUCUUCUUCCUGGUGAUGGGCAUUCUAGUGUUCCUGUGUCUGCCGUCAUUUCUCUUCCAGGUGGUGGAGGGCUGGUCCUACAGUGAAGGAGUUUAUUUUGCAUUUAUCACCCUGAGCACCAUUGGCUUUGGAGACUACGUAGUAGGUAAACAGCCUGACAGGAAUUAUCCUUCCUAUUACCGAACUUUGGUGGCCAUUUGGAUUAUCUUUGGCCUGGCCUGGAUUGCUCUUCUGUUCAAUUUAUUGACAACAUUAUUGGAAGACACUGAAAAAAAAAUUGCUCAGGAUCUUCACAAAAUGAGAAAGGCAGGUAAAGACAAUGAGGAAAACCAGAAAAGAUAUCAGCCCGCUGGAUUUGUUUCUGCAGAAGAACCAUCAUUACUGGGUUCUGGAGGAGAUGCACAGAAGACAGUGUCUCUAGCAACACAUCUUGGAGAUGCUAAACAAGGGGAAACUACUUUUUCCUUAUAGCAAAAUAUUAUAAUAACCCACUGGGAUCAGAGUUGUUUAUUGCAGAUUACACUGGUCCAGUAUUGUAAGAACUAGACCGAAAGGAGAAAGUCCUGUGGAAAUAUCAUUUCUCUUGCAUCCCACACUGAGAUGUGAUUUUCCCUACACUCUAGCUCAAAAGUGAUACAAACCAGGAGUAACAGUGAUGAUAAAAUUGCUCUCCCAGCUGUUUUAUCUGCAGCAGACCCAUGAUGACAUGAUUUACAUCAUAUCCCCCACACACACACACUGUUUGCAAAAUUCUGCCUGUCCCAAGUGUCAAACAUUCUCUAGUUUCUUUGAGUCACUGCUAGCUGAUGUAGUGCCUUUGGAUAAAGAUCACAAAUGGCUAGAUUUCAGUGGCUGCCCGGUAUGAACCAAAAUGCCAUAAUGAGCUGGCUGACUUUAAAAAAGGAGUGACAAGAUCAAAGGUCACAUAAGAAGCAAAUCACUGGGGUAGGAGAACAUUAUAUGAGCAGGAUUAGAAAAGGUGUUGGUCCUGUUUGAAAAUGGAUUAUUCUACCUGUCUCAUGCAAAGCUGGGCGGUUCCUCCUCCCAACCCUUUGGUUUAGGAGAGCUUUACAGUUCUGGUUUACUGAGUACAUCACCACUGAUUUGAUUCAGUUUCUUACUGUAAAAGGAAGUGGGUGGCUUUUCAUGAGGAAACGCUGCUGUUUGAAAUGGAGGUGUCAUCAAGCACCAUGCAUGCUAGAUGUACACAUGGGCCUACCUGGCCCAUUUAGGUUCUGCAGAAGCAUUUGUGCCCCUCCUGGGUGCCAGGAGAACCUUCUAAAUUUGAUUUGAGUCUACAGGAUGCAGCCUGGUCCUCUCAAGCCUGCAAGCAAACAGUGAAAACACUGUCUUGGUGGAGUCUGGACUCCCUAACCGGCCUCGAUUGAGAAUAGCCACCAGACUGAUUAGAAGGCCUGUCUUCCAAUUUUUUAAUAUUUGAGCUCCUUGAGUCUAUCGGCUUAGCUUAACAAAGAGAAUUGUUAAGGGAUGGUGAUCACAGUCCAUAAGUAUUGAUACGGGGCACAGGAAUUUGAUAACAGAGGGCUCUUCAAUAUAGCAGACAAAGGUAUAACAAGAUCUAAUGGCUUGAAAUUGAAGCUAGACAAAUUCAGAUUAGAAAUAGAGGGCAAGUUCCCUCUGAGGAGCAUUACCUUGUUGUGGUGGAGGGGCUUGCAUGUUCCGACGAACCCACUAUGCUACCUGGAGCCUAGUGCACCUGGUAGGGUCACCCGAGGCAAAUAGUUUGGGGGAGGUUCCAGCCUAAAAAUGAUCCACCUCAAGACCCUCAUGAAAGCCCAAAAAUGACCAUGCAAACCUUGCCUGGACUAGCAAUACUGGGACCUACCCCUGGGGGUGGUGUCAGACAAGCGUCUGGUGUUCAGGCUACCCAUGUAACCUGGCUGGGCCCAGCCCGACAAGGCGAUCCUCUGGAUCGAGAGGAGCCAGUUGAGGUGGUUCGGGCAUCUGGUAAGGAUGCCCCCUGGGAGGCUUCCGUUGGAACGCUACUGGGCACAUCCCACUGGGCGGAGACCCUGAGGCCGACCCAGGAAAAUACUGGAGGGAUUAUAUCCCCCGGUUGGCCUGGGAACACUGGGAAAUCCCCCAGGAGGAGCUGGAACCUGUUGCGGAGCAAAGGGCGGUCUGGUUCUCCCUACUCUCCAUGCUGCCGCUGCGACCCUCACCAGGAAAAGCGGCAUAAAGGAAGAAGAAGAAAUAGGGUACAAGUUUUUAACAGUGAUGGUGGUCAACCACUGGAACAACUCACCAAGCUUUGUGGUAGAUUCUCCAUCACUGGCAAUUUUAGGUUUGGAAGUUUUUUUCCCUAAAAAAUAUACUCUUGUUCAAAUAAGAACUAAUUCAGGGGAGUCCUAGAGCCUGUAUUAUCAGACUAGAUGAUCACAAGGUCUCUUUUGGCUUUAUAAUCUAUGCAUUUCAUUAUUUGUUGACCCUAAAGCCCAACGACGACAGUUAUGAUGUCAACAUUAACUAUUUAAUUGCUGUGUGCGUUUGUGCAGCUGAAAAGGGGAAGGGGGAGGAGUCAAGCUUCUGGAAGAUGGAUGGGUGGGAAUAGCUGCAAGGAAGAAACUGCUCUUUUCCUCCCUGUGCAUUAAGGCAGACAGAGAAGAGAGAGAAAUGAGGAUGGGGAGGAAAGAGAAAUAAAGGGCAGAAACAGCAGAGGUAUAAAAAGUGGUGCUGAAUGAGACAGUGAAAUACUGAGAGUUUACUUAUGGCACAAAGACUUUUUACCCUUGCUCUUUGUGCAAACACCUCUGUGAGCUCAUGGGAGUUCCACUGGGGCUGAAGGGGAAUGUGGAGUUUGACGUGUACAGCUCAACCCACAGGCUGUGAUUGACAGCAGAGUUCGGCGCACUCUGUAGAAUCAGUGUGACUCUGCUGGUUUGAAACAAGAAAAGAAAAACCCUCCAAACCACACGACACAGCCAAAGCCCUGGGUCAGGAGAGCCCACUUCAGGGAAUUUCACAGCUAGUUGAACUUUGUGGGUUCAAAGCACUCAUCAACAGAAGCAAAACUUUGGGUAGUUUUUGUUCAUUUAACCUACACAUCCCCUGAGUACAGGGGAUGGCCAGGGCCUCAGGAACUUCAAGCUUUUGGGAGCCUUGAACUGGGUUUUUGUCUUUCGUGAGGCCUGGUCGACGCUUAGAAGUUAGGUCAACAUUGAUCAGGUGUGUACAAACCCCUCCCACCCAACUGAUGUAGCAAUGCCAACCUAACCCCCAGUGUAGACACAGCUAUGUAACGGAAGAAUGCUUCUGUCAACCUAGCUACCAUCGUAUGGGGGAGGCGGCGUUCUGACACUGAUCAGACUUCUGCUGGUGAGGCUGCAUCUGAAUGAUGGGGUUAUGCCAGCAUUACUACGGCAACAUAGCUACGCCGGCAUAGCCUCCGUAGUGCAGCAAUACCCUAAGAACGGGCUUGUUCCCACACGUACUAGUUGUGCCACUUUAACAAUAGCAGUCAAGUUAAAGCAGUAGGAACCCCCACCCCUGCAGUGCGGAUGCGGUUGUGUGGGUAUAAAUGUCCUUUAGAAGUGCUACGAGCUCUAGCUGUACAAGGCACCCUUAUACUAGUAUUACUGUGUCCACACUAGGGAUCGUAAAGUGUGACCACUUCAGUUAAAAAAAAAAAAUCACACCCCUAACCCAAGUAAUUAUACUGGUUCAAAACCUGCGCGUAGACUAGGCUACAAAUGGAGUUUGUCUCUCCCCCGAAUGCCCCCCCCAGUAAAUUAAAUCACUAUUUAGCCCCCAAGUAUGACUGAAGUUUAAAAAAACAUUUUGCAUUUCUAAUGGGAAGUCUGUGCUAUGUAUUAGAGAAAGAAAUACCCUCAGAACCUUGGAUCUCCACAUCUCUCUGCUCUAUUUCCCAAGUCUUUCCUCUGUGGAACAUUGCCAGUGCAGCUGGGUUAAUCAUGCUAUACUUAUUAUCAUCAUUGCUAUUAGCCCCAUUUUACAGAUGGGGAACUGAUGCACAGAGAGAUUAAGUGACUUGGUGGAAGUCACUCAAGAAGCCUUGUAACAGAGCAGAGAAUUGAACAUGGGUCUCCUAAGUCCUAGGCAAGCCCUCUAACCAAUAGACCAUCCUUCCUCCCUUGGGCCGUGUUUAUUUAGGUGACGUUGCUGAAUGUUUAUUCCUCUCUGCUUAUCAUUGGAUUCCCCCAAAUCCUGGCCUGCUCAGGAUGUUAUCUGACAAAAAGAUUGCUGUGGGCAUAAUAAGAAUUUCUCAAAAGGGAAUUAUAACAAAUAUCUCAGAAAAAUGUAGUUCUCAUAAGCCACUGUAGGGCUGUACUGUGGCUUCUUUGAGCUACCUCUUGGUAUUUCAUCCUCCCCCCCUUGCACCUUCUUGUGGCUGUGAGCUGCUAGUCCCACAGUACCUUUAUCAUCAGGAAAUUACCCCUCUUCCCUGUUUCUAUCCAGGUAAGUUAUACUGCCCUCAUCCCCUCACAGUCAUUAAUGGAUUUCAUCCUCAUAAUGCCCCUGGGAGAUGGGGGGACCUGACCCCUAUCUUGCAGUUGGGUAACAGACCCAUCUGCCCUACCGCUGUUCAGGAAUCAAUUGGAUCACAAUAAAUAGCCCUUGGAGUCUUGCGAUAUUUCCUUCUGACUGCAAAUCUUGCUCAAAAUCAAAACUAGAACUAGGCUUCGCCUCAGUGCCACAGGCUUUUUGAAACAGUCCUGAAAUAUUAAACAAAUGCAAUCCAGAUUCCACUAUUAAAGCAGCUUCUACUGAAGGGACCUACCUGCCCAAAGCCCGGAAAGCAGGAAUCAAAUCCAUCCUUAAAACCAAUCAUGCGAGGCAGCAGGAGUUCCCCAGGCAACCAGUAGAGUGGUUUCUCCACUGAGGGAUCUCUGCUGGCUGGAGUGGUGGCAAAGAACAGUUCAAAAAUCUCCUUACCAACCCGAUGCCCCAGCACAGCUAAUGGAAUCCAAUUUUCAUAGGCAAGCCUCCCAUGCAAUUUCCAGCUCUCCCACUGCUGCUCAGUUUCAAAGGGAAGCAUUUCUAAGGCUGGCCAACUACUUCCCCAUCCAUGAAAUCAGUUCCAGCAAUACCCUAGGAGAAGGAUCAUGAACAAUAUUAUCACAGAGUAAAUGGCAACAAGAUCUCACGGCAUUGAGCCUAUGCUGCAAUUACGAUUCCCAUCUGCCCACCAAGUCUUUGCUGUGUGCUAACACAAACACACUGUGUAAUACGUGCACUUGGAAAUAAAUAAACAGUCCAGACAAUACAGUUCCCUGCACAUUUUGGAAGCAGCCACCAUGUUUUGUUUAAUAGAUCUUCCUCCUGAGAGACCCAGACCUGCACUUUGAUCAGUUGUAAUUAGUACAUGGCAGACAAACAGGUGAUUGUUUGGGGAUCUCAUGAGGUCUCAUUCAAUUAAUAGCCUGUUAAUUGCUGAGGAUUUAUUUUCACGUGGAAUGGAAGGACUGUUUAAAGCAGUGAAACAGCUGAGAUGUGUUCUUUGCUAAUGCAACAUCACACUCCAAAU